Molecule: messenger RNA, 1419 nt
Organism: Sorex fumeus (smoky shrew)
Lineage: Eukaryota; Metazoa; Chordata; Mammalia; Eulipotyphla; Soricidae
Gene: BEST4
Product: bestrophin 4
Exons: 9
Coding region: 1-1419 (472 amino acids)
Molecular function (GO): chloride channel activity
Source: RefSeq, a predicted model, not a curated record
AUGACAGUCUCCUACACCCUCAAAGUGGCAGAGGCCCGCUUCGGGGGCUUCUCAGGGCUGCUCCUGCGGUGGCGGGGAAGCAUCUACAAGCUCCUCUACAAGGAGUUCCUGCUCUUCAUUGCCCUGUAUGCGCUGCUCAGCGUCACCUACCGGCUGCUGCUGACGCAGGAGCAGAGGCAAGUGUACGCGCAAGUGGCCCGGUACUGCAACCGCUCUGCCGACCUCAUCCCCUUGUCCUUCGUGCUGGGGUUCUACGUGACGCUGGUGGUGAACCGCUGGUGGGCCCAGUACACAAGCAUCCCGCUUCCGGACCAGCUGAUGUGCGUCAUCUCGGCCAGCGUGCACGGGGUGGACCAGCGCGGCCGCCUCCUGCGCCGCACCCUCAUCCGCUACGCCAACCUGGCCUCGGUGCUGGUGCUGCGCUCGGUCAGCACCCGCGUGCUCAAGCGCUUCCCCACCAUGGAGCACGUGGUGGACGCAGGUUUCAUGUCCCAGGAGGAGAGGAAAAAGUUUGAGAGCCUGAACUCGGACUUCAAUAAGUACUGGGUGCCCUGUGUCUGGUUCACUAACCUGGCGGCCCAGGCCAGGCGGGACGGGCGCAUCCGGGAUGAUAUUGCGCUCAAUCUGCUCCUGGAAGAGCUGAACAAGUACCGGGCCAAGUGCAGCAUGCUGUUCCACUAUGACUGGAUCAGCAUCCCCCUCGUCUACACCCAAGUGGUGACCAUAGCCGUGUAUUCCUUCUUCGCCCUGUCCCUGGUGGGCCGCCAGUUUGUGGAGCCAGAAGCAGGGGCUGCCAAAGCCAAGGAGCUUCUUCCGGGCCAGGAUCCUGCGUCCCAGCUGGGGGACCUGGACAUGUAUGUGCCACUCACCACCCUGCUGCAGUUUUUCUUCUACGCUGGCUGGCUCAAGGUAGCGGAACAGAUCAUCAACCCUUUCGGUGAGGAUGAUGAUGACUUUGAGACAAACCAGCUCAUUGACCGAAACCUGCAGGUGUCCCUGCUCUCCGUGGACGACAUGUAUCAGAACCUGCCUCCUGCCGAGAAGGACCAGUACUGGGACGAGGGCGCAGCGGUGCCGCCCUACACGGUGGCCACGGUGGCGGAGUCCCUGCGUCCUUCCUUCUUGGGCUCCACCUUCAACCUGCGCAUGAGCGACGACCCAGAGCAGAGCCUGCAGGUGGAGGCGCCGUCCCCGGGCCCUGCCCGCGCGGCCCAGACCCCGCUGCUCGGCCGCUUCCUGGGCGCCGUCGCGCCCUCCCCCGCGGUCAGUCUCCGCAACUUCGGCCGCGCGCGCGGGGCCCCGCGGACGCCCCACGUGCCGCGCAUCCGCAUCGAUGAGGCCGCCGACCCCGAGGCCGCCGCUGACCGCAUCGAAGAGGAGUCGGCGGAGUCCGAGGAGGCGGCCCGGGGAGAGCCCUGA